AUGUUGUCAAAGUUUGUGCUAUUAUUUGUCUCAUUUUCUGUAGUCUCAAGUAUUAAAGGACCAGAAUGUGCACAACCUGAAUUUUUCAAAGUAUUAGGAUGUAUUGGGGUGAGUCUUGAAAAUCUAAUCAAAAUUUUGGUGAAUAAAAAAAUUCAGGGGCUUUCUCAAUUCGUCAGUAUUCAAUUCGAUUUAACGAAACCAGAAGAACGUCAAAAUUUCACCGAAUCUUGUAAAGUAGCAACUGAUUGUUUUGGAGAUAUCACAUGUCUUCAUGCGGAUCGUCUCAAAUUAUUCCUAUCAACUUAUUGUGGAUAUUCAACAUUUUUAGAGACUGAAUUUAAAGAAUGUAAUGAUAAAUUGAACAAAAAAGAGAACAAUUAUUCAUGUGAAAAGAGUUUCAAAUCAUUUUUCGAUAAUGUGAGUGGACAUUUUUGAAUUUCUGAAUUUAAAAUUAAUCAUGAUUUCAGGGAACUUCGGAAACUGAAAAAUGCGAAAAUUUGACAAAAGCAACAAAAUGCAUAACUAAAGAAGUUGGAAAAAUCUGCAGUGCUGAAGAUGCAUCAAAAAUGAAUGAAUAUUUGACAAAAAUGUAUCAAGGAUUAUCAUGUGAUUUAGCUAAAAGUCAAUAG
Messenger RNA from Caenorhabditis angaria, 629 nucleotides. The record is from the annotation of a GenBank genome assembly. NCBI's taxonomy places the organism in Eukaryota, Metazoa, Nematoda, Chromadorea, Rhabditida, Rhabditidae.